This is a messenger RNA of Olea europaea var. sylvestris, 808 nucleotides long. Its product is annotated as transcription factor bHLH120-like. Lineage: Eukaryota; Viridiplantae; Streptophyta; Magnoliopsida; Lamiales; Oleaceae. The record is from RefSeq and is a predicted model, not a curated record. Gene Ontology annotation, molecular function: DNA-binding transcription factor activity, RNA polymerase II-specific; RNA polymerase II transcription regulatory region sequence-specific DNA binding. The transcript has 3 exons. Gene Ontology annotation, cellular component: RNA polymerase II transcription regulator complex. Gene Ontology annotation, biological process: regulation of transcription by RNA polymerase II. The coding region runs from base 61 to 537 and encodes 158 amino acids.
UACGAAUCUAAUAUUAAGAAACUUAUACAUAGAGAUAUUGAACGGCAGAGAAGAAAAGAAAUGGCUAAUCGUUAUGCUUCUCUUCGAUCACUUGUUCCUCCUGAACAUCUGAAGGGCAAGAAGUCGUUAUCAGAUCUUAUAGAAGUGGCUGUAAAUUACAUAAUAGAUACCAAAAAGAAUAUCAAGAAACUAGGUUUGCAAAGAGACAAGCUAAAGAUGUUGUCUAAUUCAGGCACUCUCAGUGCCAAUGUCGGCAGUUCCUCUAGUUAUUCACCUGAUUUAGUCACAGUGAACCCUUUCUCCGAUGGUGUGGAAAUUCUAAUCAGCAGCUUCAAAGAGGAAGGGUUCCCCCUCUCCAACGUGCUUGUAGAAUUACUAGAGAGAGGGCUUAUUGUUGUUAGUUGUUCUUCUGUGAAAGAGAAUGAAAGUUCACUCCAUAUAAUUCAGUGUGAGGCCAGUGGUCUCAAAUGCAAUGUUCUUGCUACGCUGCAAAAAAGACUGACAGAUGUGAUUAACCUAGGUUGCAAGACCUCUUAGGUAAGUGUGAGCAGAACGCGAACUUUGGAGACAUAUUUGUGUCAUUCUGUGUACUUAAAAUUUCUAGUACGUAAAUGGAUAUAAUUUAAUGGAUGUCCACGUACUUUGACAAUUUCGAGUGUGCUCAUGUAAAAUCAAUUGAACCUUCUGUAGUGUCCAAGGUUUUAUUUUCUAUCUGCUCAUCGGUUCAUGCUCCCCCCAACGAGGGCAGAUUUCUCCGUAGAUAAAUUUGUUAUGAUCUGAAAUGAAAGUGUUGUUUGAUUUGAUUAAA